Messenger RNA from Blastomyces gilchristii SLH14081, 4294 nucleotides. Its product is annotated as potassium uptake protein. Lineage: Eukaryota; Fungi; Ascomycota; Eurotiomycetes; Onygenales; Ajellomycetaceae. Gene Ontology annotation, cellular component: membrane. The record is from RefSeq and is a predicted model, not a curated record. Gene Ontology annotation, biological process: potassium ion transmembrane transport. The coding region runs from base 334 to 2766 and encodes 810 amino acids. Gene Ontology annotation, molecular function: potassium ion transmembrane transporter activity. The transcript is spliced from 12 exons.
UAUCCGGAAGUUCGGGGUUACCUUAGGGGGCUUAGUGCCUUAACAUUUGAUUGACCAGUUAGGUGCAAGCCCUGUAUUUUAAUAGGGACAAAGGCCCUGCAAUUGGGUUCGGUAUUGUUCGGGCUCCGGUAUUAGUACUGAAUUUCCACUUAGCUCCAACCCCGUAUGCGCGGCCAGACCCCACCCAAAGAUCCAUAAAUAUCAAGCUCACGGACCUAGAAACUCCUUUUUUUUACCAUCAGAAAGACCUCUGCGUGUACGUUUUAUCAAAAAAGGUUCUACAAGGAGAAAGUGUAGGGUCGACAUCGCCGGUUGUUGGAAGCUGAGGGAGGUAUGUCUAGCGGCUAUUUACCAGUCGACGGUGACAACUUCGACAAAGGCACAGUUCAGGGAGGUCACCACCACGAUAAAGAGGACAGCGACGACGAGGAAGGGGAAGGGCUGAGCGAUAAUGACAAUGAAGACUCCUUCUAUAGGAGAGAUAGCAUCCGGUUCGAUCGGGAUUCCUACGGGUUAGGUUCUCGAAUCGCAGACUUCGCUAUCGAUGGCGGAGACCACCUCGAUCAUGGGAAGACGGAACUCACUGGCUGGGCGUCGAUGUGGCUGGCAUAUCAGUCGAUAGGUGCAAUUUACGGUGACAUUGGCACCAGCCCGCUCUAUGUUUUCUCCUCGACGUUUCCAACAGCCCCGCUGCUCGAUGACCUCCUCGGAGUAUUAUCCCUCAUAGUCUGGGCACUGAUACUGAUUGCGACGAUUAAAUACGUCGGGAUCGUUCUCUGUGCGAACGAUAAGGGUGAAGGGGGCUCUUUUGCCCUCUUCUCACUCAUACGACGUUAUGUCGAUAUUGAUAACCAGAACCGGGAUGCAUCAGACUUCACUGUAAAUGGCGACGAGAAACCGCUACGCCCGUUUAAUCUAAAAGCUAUGAAGGUGUUGAAGAGGAGCUCUGGCGCAAAGAAGGUCGUUAAAAUUCUCGCCGUGCUUGGUGUUUGCAUGGUGAUAUCAGACGGCGUUUUGACUCCUGCACAAUCCAUCCUUGGAGCUGUACAAGGGAUCCAAAUUGCAGCUCCCAGUACUGCAACCCAUACUGUGGUAGCCAUUGCCUGUAUCCUGAUCGUUAUCCUCUUCGCUUUACAGCCGUUCGGCACGUCUAAACUGAGUAGUUUCUUUGCACCCAUUGUUAUCGUAUGGUUAACGUUCAAUGUUAUCUCAGGUGUCUAUAACCUGCUCGCCUACGAUUCCUCCGUCCUACGCGCUUUUUCUCCAUGGCUGGGACUUAAUUACCUCUUCCGGAGAAAACUGGAAGGGUGGAAGUCGCUUGGAGGCGUCCUUCUUUGCUUCACUGGCGUCGAAGCUCUAUUUGCCGACCUAGGCGCAUUUUCAGUCAAGGCAAUACGGGUCUCGUGGCUCUGUUUUGCAUUUCCCUGCUUGCUCCUCACAUACUGCGGUCAAGCGGCCUUCAUCAGCACCCACCCAGACGCGAUCGCGAACCCACUAUUCAAAUCAGCGCCCCCAGGAAUGUACUGGCCUCUCUUUUUCCUCUCGAUCCUGACUUCGAUUGUUGCGUCACAAGCCAUGCUUACGGGGACGUUUCAGCUAAUGUCCCAGGCCAUUCGCAUGGGAUAUCUGCCCAAAAUCCGGGCUGUACACACCUCGAAGCGAAUUCCCAGCCAGAUUUAUAUCCCCUGGGCGAACUGGUUGAUGAUGCUUGCUGCGCUCGUCGUCACUGGAGUUUUUAAAACGACAACGAAACUAGGCAAUGCCUACGGAACAUGUGUCGUUGGGGUUGGCUUUAUUACCACCUGGCUCGUCGCCUUGGUAUCGACCAUUAUCUGGAAUGUCCACGUCCUGAUCGUCAUGCCCAUAUUUUUCUUCUUCUUGUGCAUCGAUGCCUUGUUCGUUUCAUCUGCGCUGUACAAGGUUCCAUCUGGUGGCUGGUUCACUAUUGCAAUGGCUGCAAUUCUCUCGAGCACCUUGCUCACCUGGAAUUAUGGUGAAGAAUGCCAGCUGGAAGCGGAUAGGGAUGACUCCUCGCUAUCAAGAGCAAGGGUAUUUGCAGAUACCAGCGGGACGCUGUUUAUACGCGAGGGAGCCAGACAUCUAGAAGUGAAGAAAAUCAGAGGAAUCGGAAUAUUCCUCGUUGAAACUGACUUGAAUUCUCCUCCGGUUUUUGAUCAUUUCCUGAGGAAAUUUGAGGCUUCUCAUGAAAUAACAGUUCUAUUACAUAUCAACCGUAUCCCUAAAUAUCAUGUUGUCCCCAAAAACCGGUUUCGAAGCUCCGCAACCGCCAUCCGCGGAGUAUACCGCGUCACCCUCCGCCUCGGAUACGGCGAUACCAUUAACUGGAACGUCUUCGAGCAAUUAUUGAUAGAUGAGCUGGAAACCCUGAUAUCCAGCGACGGCACCAGCCCACCUACCGACCCCCAACGCGACCUUGACUUUCAUCAUCAAGAUAAAAUACCAUCACCACAUUCCAUCCAGCUCCCCGCACCCUCCUCAUCCGACGAAGGCAUUCCCAUGUCAACAAUUCACGCCAAAACAAGGCACGAGCUGCUCCCGCCCCCGGAUCUGAAUGCCAUAACCCAAAAGCCCAUCACAUAUAUCAUCGGCAGAGACAAGCUGUUUAUCAAGGAGGAGUCGAACUUUGUGCGCCGGGCGAUGCUCACGGUAUUUGUGGCUGUGAAGAAUCAGCAGCGGACGAAGCUGUCGCAGCUCAAAGUACCGGUUGACCGGUUGGUGGAGAUUGGGUUCUCGAAGGCAGUGUAGGUUUUACAGAGUUAACCGCCGAGUUCCUUUUCUUUCUUUUUGUUGGUGCAUUCCUUUGUUCCUUUUGGAUAUAUAUAUUUUUUUGCUUUUUCUUUUUGGAUCUAUAUAGUCUUAUGGCCUUAGAAUCCCGCGUUUUAAUAUAUGUUUUAUUUAUUUACAAGAAGUGGAAAAGUAAAUAGAUUUAUAUCACCUUAAGUCUAAUCUCGCCCCUUUUUUGCACCUGGCUACUCGAGCAAUCGCCAAACGAGAAGUUUCCUUCAACCGUGCCAAGCUCCUAACCGCAACAUGACAUGUCCAACGCUCAACUCAUUUAUUAUUAUCAAAACUAAUUCAACAACUAUAACUACUCCGUACUUCCCCGAAUCGGCGAUAAUAGAGCGCCGCUCACAGGUCGCCAUAUGUAGCGCACAUGCAUCCAAAAUCACGAGUCCACGCAAGCCACACAAGGCAGCAUAGAAAUCCAACCGACCAACCCAUUCAUCCUUAAGCAUCUGCCUCGUACCGAGCUACAGCCUAGUAGGCAUUCUCGCAAUUCAACGGUCCCAACCAUAAAAAAAUUAAAAAAAUAACAAAUAAAACAUAACAUAACCAUGCAACGCCUUCGUUAACAUGUCCUGGGCCGAGGCAUGUUACAGCCGCAACGCGGAACCAACCUAAUUAUUACAUCCCCCGCACAAUUUUCCCGCUCGGACCGGACUGGACCCUUUAUGUCUUCUAUCUUCUACCCCCCCGGAGAAAUUGGGAAGCGGUGCACGAUAAAAUAAUGCAUUUGCAUAGCUAAUGGCAACUGGGAUUGGGGGAUUGGGGGAGGGGAGGGGAGGGGGGUGGUCUUGUCAAGGGAAAGGUUCCAUCGUCUUUCUUUUUUGAUUGAUUGAUUGAUUGAUUGAUUGACUGAUUAUUGAUUAUUGAUUGAAUCGGAUAAUGCUCAUCAGCUUAAAUAGUUCAAUGACUUGAACGGAGAAUGUAUCUAAAUAUCUAAUAUUAUAUAUAUGCACGUACCACAGCGAAAAGGCAAGAGAAAUAAAUAUAAAAGCAAGAAAGAAGACUGGGUAGAUAGAUAGAUAGUAUGCGGUUCUAUAGGACUCCGACUCCCCAACAGAUCGGAUCGAAGAGAAAAAGAGCGUAGGGGUAAAUUUGGGGAUGGAGUAUAAAGACUAGAAAAAGAGGGGAGAGGAGAGAAGGCAAAAGAUAUAGCUAACUAACUAUGUAUCAGAAGAACAUUCGAUAGGAACGAAACUGUAGAUGAGGAUGGCUUUCAUGGUUUGAAUUCUUUCUUUUGUUUCUUUCUUCUUCUUCUUUUCGCCUUCGUUUCUUUCCUUCUUUCUUGUCUGUAUGUCAUUUAUUCUUCCUUCUUCAACUCAACCCCGUCUCCCUCCUCCCUACAUGCCAAUGCACUUCAGAAAGAGAAAAGCGGAACAAAAGAAAGAAGCUCUCUAAAAGGAAAAGUACAUGCACUCAUUUAUAAUUUUCUCCCCCUCUUAGGAAAAAAGAAAAAAAAAAGAUAUGAUAAAAAUCAAAAAAAAAUAAA